Molecule: messenger RNA, 1728 nt
Organism: Bradysia coprophila
Lineage: Eukaryota; Metazoa; Arthropoda; Insecta; Diptera; Sciaridae
Product: plastin-1-like
Biological process (GO): actin filament bundle assembly; actin filament network formation
Cellular component (GO): actin filament; cytoplasm; actin filament bundle
Molecular function (GO): actin filament binding
Source: RefSeq, a predicted model, not a curated record
AUGAGUGCUUGCAACGCACAACAAAUUGACAAAAACAACGACGGAUACAUUGAAUUAAAGGAAUUGAAAGAUGCUCUCGAUCUCGUCGGUUUCAAAUUGCCCGGCUAUGAAGUUCGCAAAAUGAUAUCCGAGUAUACAAACAAACAACGAUCGAGCAAUCCCGGAAAGCUAUCCUACGAAGAGUUCGAAACGCUCUGUUUCGAUCUGAAAGCAAAGGAUGUGGCGAGCAUGUUCAAAAUGGUUGUGUCGAAAAAAGAAAACCUUGAGACAAUUGGCAUGUCAAGUCAAUCGGCAGACGGCACAACACAUUCGGUGGGAAUGGAAGAACAGCUGGCCUUUUCCGAUUGGAUCAACUCAAAUAUCGGCCAUGACGUUGACCUAAGUCAUUUGUUACCCAUUGACGGCGAAGGACGCGAAUUGUAUGCUAAAAUCAAAGAUGGAAUAUUACUGUGUAAAAUCAUCAACCAUUCCUGUCCGGACACGAUCGACGAACGAGCUAUAAAUAAGAAAAAUUUAACGGUCUACCGUGAAUUUGAGAAUUUGACAUUAGCUCUAGUAUCGUCACAAGCCAUCGGAUGUAAUAUAGUCAACUUUGAUGCACACGAUCUAGCCAAAGGGAAACCGCAUUUGGUGUUGGGACUACUAUGGCAAAUUAUUCGAAUCGGUCUCUUCAGUCAUAUCACGCUGGAUAGUUGCCCCGGUCUGUCCACAUUGUUAUUUGAUGGUGAACGGUUGGAGGAUUUGAUGAAAUUGUCGCCGGAAGCGAUAUUACUGCGAUGGGUAAACCAUCACUUGGCAAACGCUGGCAUUUCCCGAAGGUGUACAAACUUCCAGAGCGAUAUUGUCGAUUCUGAAGUGUAUUCGCACUUGUUGAAACAGAUUGCACCGAACAAAGCGGGAGUAUCACUGGAAGCAUUGAGGGAACGUGAUAUGACUGAACGUGCGGAAAUAAUGCUGCAACAAGCUGGCAAAUUGAAUUGCAGAAGUUUUCUGACUCCCCAAGAUGUGGUCAAUGGUGUCUGCAAAUUGAAUUUGGCCUUCGUCGCGAAUCUGUUUAACAAUCAUCCCGGCCUUAACAAGCCGGACCAAAUCGAGGGCUUAGAGGCGAACGACGAUGUCGGUACGACUAAUGACCUUCUACAGAAACACAAAAGCUUGUUAAACGAGAUCAAGCAAUCUUUCUCUAACGGAAAGGACAUGUGCACGAAAGAAAUUAUUGGUCCAUCGUUGAAUGAAGACCCAAACAAUAUUCUUCUGGGCAUGACCAAAAUUUGUUGCGAGCUGAUCCGCGACAAAAAGUUGGAACAGAGCGACGUGCUGUGGCACGAAAUCAAAGGGCUAGAAUUCGAAAAAUUCGCAAACAAGGAGACUAUGGCGAAAGCUUAUCGGAUCUAUUCAAGGGCCAAUUUUGAUGUUGGAAGAUUUCUGAUAGCGGAAUCCAGUUUACGAAUCUCAUGCCGAUUCCACAAAAAAGUCGACAGUCUAGCGGAACUAGAGAUGUUAAAAGAAAUUAAUUCCGAUCUAUUAAAACGAAGGCAAUUGGCUGACACGCACGCUCAACCGCUACUUCCUGGAGUAUCAGCAUUUUUGCCGGGACGUCAAAGGGGCAGAUAAGCAGGAAUAUUCACAUCAUAUGGCGAUGUUACAUAUACUUCCAUGAUGGUGGAGUGUCCUGCAUUGUGAUAAUGUUAAAUUAACUUAAGAGGCACCGGUACUUUGCCGAAAAGC